Malurus melanocephalus (red-backed fairy wren) is the source of this 5134-nucleotide messenger RNA. It is a transcript of the gene RADX, whose product is annotated as RPA1 related single stranded DNA binding protein, X-linked. The transcript has 15 exons. Gene Ontology annotation, cellular component: replication fork. The record is from RefSeq and is a predicted model, not a curated record. The coding region runs from base 50 to 2707 and encodes 885 amino acids. Gene Ontology annotation, biological process: regulation of DNA repair. Gene Ontology annotation, molecular function: single-stranded DNA binding. Lineage: Eukaryota; Metazoa; Chordata; Aves; Passeriformes; Maluridae.
GCGCCCCGGGCCGCGGCUGUCGCCCGAGAGGGGCGGCCAGGACGCUGUCAUGCAGGAUCCUACCCCGGAAAGCGCCGAGGAGAGCCAGGCGGCGUCAACGGCGGAGGGCGGCGGGGCCUCCUGUCUGCAGAGGGUAUUCGAGGAGGCGCGGGAGUCGUCGCAGCUGAGCGCGGUCCCCGCGGAGCCGCCGGCCGUGACGGUGGUGGCGGUGGAGCGGUACCUGGCGCAGGCGCCGCCCGCCGCCCGCUCUCACUACUGGUACGACCUGACGCUGGCGGACAGCGCGCGCCGGCACCGCUGCCACCUCGCGCCGCGCUUCAACGGGCUCGUGCAGCGCGCGCGCCUGCGGCCGGGAACGCGCGUCCGCCUCACCCGCUGCUCGUACCGCUACGACGAGAAGCGCCUGAACCACGGCUUUCUGUGCCUCGAGGGGCUGGAGCGGGCGGGSGACGGCGACACCGCCGUGGCGGACACCCCGCCCGAUGGGCAGUGCCCGCUCCAGCCCCUCCGCGGCGACCGCAGACACUACCUGCCGCUCUGGAACAACGAGGAUCCCUAUGGAGACGUGUGGGUGCGGGACAAGCCCCCGGUGCAGGUGGAUGUGGACGUCUCCAAACUGACUAAUCUUGGUCAUCUGGAAAUGACGUGGAGAAGCAGAGUGCAUUUCCCUCCACUUCUUGUGAGAAUCCUGCACAAAUCUAGACUAAGGUACUAUGGAAAACCAGAGAAAAAAAUGGAUAUGCCUUAUCAGGCUUACUUUGAAGUUGCCGAUGGUUCAGGAAUGAUGUCAAUGGUUUUGUGGAAUUCACUGUGUCCUGAAUGGUAUCACACUAUGAAAGUUGGCAGUGUCCUUCUGCUGGAAAAGUAUGCCAUCAAAACCAGUUUCCCGUUUAAAACACACCCAACCCCAGGCGAUUCACAGAUGAAGAAAUUUGCUACAAUUGAAAUUAGCCUUAAUGGUCGAGAUCCUCCUACUGAAAUAAGUAUUAUUCCAGAAGACAUGGUCAAGCCAGAGUGGGGAUUACCUGAAGUUAAAUAUCGGUUUAUCWCAAGGUCAGAACUGGAAGACUUACCAAACAAUCAUACCUGUGAUGUUAUUGGUCUUGUGACAUUUGUAGGAAGGGCUGAACGAGCCAGAAAAAGAGAGCAAGGUGAAGACUUCUGGCUCUAUCGUUGGGCACAUGCCAUUGAUGGGACCUCAGAYCAACCAUUCAUACUGGAAUUAUUUGCAACUUCUCAACCAGAUGUGUUUGAGCGUAUUCACCCAAUGACAUACUUGGUGUGUACACAAAUGAGAGUGAUCCGGAACCUCACUGAAAAUCCUUCCCGGACAAUUUACCUUACGACUUCAAAUGAAAGUCAAAUAUUUAUCACAGGGUGGCACAAGGGCCAGCCAUACGCCAAGGAUGACAAAGUGAAAAACUUCAUUCAGUGGACGAAAUCACAAAGUGAAUCUGAUCAAAUAAAGAAAACUGUCAUCGGUGGCUAUUACCCUUUUCCACGACCUCCUGAGAGCUUUUUGAAAUAUUGUAAAAACAAUGAAGCUGAAUCAGUUUUGAAACCCAUAGGUGAAAUAGGGAAAGAGAUUGAAGACCUGCACUACAGAGAGCACAAGCAAAUUGCUGUUCAGGGGAUAAUUAGUGCCAUAAGAUACAAAAGCUGGAGCAAUGCAGCUGAAGAAGCCUCAGGAGGGGAACUUCUCCAGAAAGAUAAUUCUCAGUCUCUUGGGAGUUCUUCUGUAUCCAAAGAAGACUGCGUUGACAAGGAAAGUUCUGUGUCCAAAGAAAACUGUGUUGACAAGGGAAAAAAUGAAGACGUUAAGUCUUUUCUGGGGCUACCCUGCACUCUUGGGGAACAUCAGCGCCAAGCUCAGCGGUCAAAGGGGAGUUCAGUCAARAGGAAGACACGGCGCAGAUUCAGUAGAGAUGCAGAACAGGGAAGUGCAUCUAUURGUCCUGUAUCGUCUUGCCCCUAUUUUACACGGACUGUAAGAAGAAAACUUGGCUUGAAUGAAUAUGAGCAUGGACAUUCUGUGCAAGAUGAAAAUGGACAGUCUGUGUCAGACAGUUUGCAGUACUGCACAGACCAAGAAGGAGUGAGUGAUACACCUGAAACUGAAGAGACUGGAAGAACUUGUGAUUCCUGGCAGAGUGAUCUGUGGGCACAAGUGAAAGACAAGUUAAUUAAUUAUUUGCAUCACAGCAAAAUUUUCCCAGAAAGCAUCCCAUGUAAAUUUGACUAUGUUCACAAAGACUUUCUGUUGCAACAGUACAACCUUCUUGCAGCAGUGCACCAGCCAAUAGAAGCCAGGACAGCUAAAAACAUCAGUGAGUUUAAAAGAGCUCAUGGCCUUGGGUAUUAUGAAGUGACAGUUCUGGGUGUUAACCAUGACAUAGCAAUAGAUGUUGCUUUUCUUCCACUGUUUUGCCCCGACAAUCCCCACUUAUUUCAGCUAGAAGACAUUCAGAAUGAUACAUUAUUGUCUUGUAUGAGUUGCAUCUCUGCAUGUCAGCAGAAGGCCACUAGCAGUGAGAAGCUUCAUGACACAUUUCCUCUUUCAGAUGAAAUUSUAAAAGCAGCAAAGGACCUUGAUGGCAAACAUGUUGUCUGCAUCUUGGACAUCUGUCACUUGGGUGAUGAUAAGGUGGAAGUCUUUCUGAGCAAAAUCUACAAGACAAUGGAACCGGGUGUGCUGGAUCCAGUGUAACUUAAUAACUUAUUUUCAAAUAUAUAUUGUUCAAAAGAAGGGAAGUAAAACUGCUGUAACUUGAAUACACCCACUACACAAUGCACUUUUCUAGAACUAGCAGACACAAAUAUAAAGUCAUGAUUGUUGGGACAGUUGUAAUGGUCAUCCCGGUAACUGGGAAGGACAAUUGUUGCCUUUAUUUUUCGAUCUUGAAACAGUUUAGACAAUGUCCAGGGCACUUAUGUUGAAGGGAGCAAUAGGCAGUACAGUGAGCUGAUCAUUUGCCAGCUUUACCAAGGAGUUAAAGUGGUUGUCAGCUGUCUUUCUUUGCCUGUGCACAUACAUACACAAGAAAUGUAUAUAUAUGGGUGAGAACUGAGAAGAGAGGCAAGCCUUUGUAAUAUUUAAGGCAGUGUUUGCUAAAGAAUUAACUGUCUGUAACAUAAAUUUAGGCUGGAAAUGGGAAUAAUUUUGAGGAUUAGAAUUUUUAUGUUCUGUAAUGGUCUUUUUUAAUGAAAKCUACCAAAAGCAGCCUAACUGCUCUUUAGCCUUGAAGCUUACUGUGAAAGGGAUUAAAUACCAUGGUGCCUUUAGAUCCAGGAAUCCCCUUUCUUUUCACCUGAGCAAAAUCAGAUGCUGUGUUUUUUAUAUGUCUGCUUUUGUACAUAGGAUGUUAGGUAGUGAGUAUAGCAUCCAAACAUUUUUAACUAUUCAUUAUUAAGAGUAAUGAAAUAUUUUUUAAAAUAAUUCUUUUUUAUUGGAACUUCCUUCUAGCUUUGCAAGAGAAAUCUGUCUUUAAGAAGUGCUAAUUAUGGCAGGAUACACAGCUUGUCACACCAUUUUUAGGUGUAUUCUGAGUACAUGAAGGAGUUCAGCAACUAUGAGAAGCUGCUACUUCCACAACAGCAAAAGACUGGAGAAUUCUGCCAACUUCUUGCCUGUACUAAGAAGCAACUGRCUCCUGCUGGUUCAGAGCCAUGCAGCACAUUUUUCUCCCAUGUUAAAUAGCUUCAGAUCAUUUAAAGAACUGGAUUCUUACAAAAUUAUUUUCAAGCAGGAGCUCACUGCAAUUUGACUGCUUGUCUAUUUGAAAUGCUCUCAAUUCAAUUCUUUGAGAAGAAAGAAUUACGGAGACUUGCCAGGUAAAUUGUACCAUUAUUGACCAAAGCCCCCAGAGUUAAUUUAUAGGAACAGAUAUAUUCUUAGGCACAUUUUAGCAGCAUAUUGAUAAUYGGAGAUUAUCUCUUUCAAAUAGUAGUCUGCCCUGGGGACAGUGGACUUUGUUCUCAAGUACUUAAAGUCUGUGCCCUACCUUCAGUUAAUGGUAAAUUGACAGAGAAAUGUAACUGAUUUUGUUACUUASAAGUUCACAGGUGACUUCAGAUAAAAGGUGAUGAAAUUAAUAAAAUUAUUGUGUCUUUCUAGUGUAGUUUACAGUUUUAAAAUAUAUUAAGAAAAAUAGUUUAACUUAAAUUGCACAAGGACUGAGAAUAAAUUGUGACUGUAUUGUAUCUGUCUAUUUUAUAUGAACCAGAAGUAUUAGUUCUGGAGCAAUGUUUGUCAACUCGUGCCUUUCAGAGUACCCACAGAAGGAAAUUUGAAAAUGUACCGACCCAAGAAGAGCGGGGUGUUGCUUGCAGUGUUACUUUUGUCAUUGUGCUGCUAGUGGGUAUGUGAAGGUGAGAGGCCAUUGCUCUGCAGAGAGACUCACACGGCCCUUCAUGUUCCAGACUGAGCCAUGCUGACUGUGUCAGCAGUGUUUUUUAUUUACAUAUACUUCAGAUCGAAGUCUAAUUUUAUUGAAAGCAUUUUUCCUUUAAGCAAUUUUUAAAGGAAUUAUCUUUGUACAAAGGACAGAUGUGGCUGGCAUUGCCACAGAGCCACCUUGUUGAGAUAGUUCAGCCAUCUCACUCCAUCCCAUGCCAUAGAAAUGCAGCAAAGGCUGUUUGUGGCAUUGCACUGCUUAGUACACUUUAAACAUAUAGCAUUAAUCAUUUCAUCCUGUGUGUUAGGGAUUUCCUAACUCUAAAAGAAAUGUCAGAAUUAUGUGUAAUGUAGAUAAUGUCUUUAAAACAUUAAAGGAUAUAAUUUUAUUUUUUACAAAUGUUUGAAAUUUUUCAUGGCAAAAGCUGGCAAGGAGAGAGAUUUAUUCUUGCAGAAUGGGGUGCCAAUGGUGGAAGCACAGGCUUUCUGUGUGUAGCUGGAGAAUAUCCAUUGCCUACUGAAUUUUAUUUUCAUUCCUGACUUGGAAUUUUAUUGCUCUGAAUCAAUGUGUAGAGUUACCAUCCUGUGAAGUAACACUGAACUUAAUACAUGGAGUUCAGUGGCMGAAGUGCUGCAGUGUUACUGUGAUUCCACCACUCUGCCUGUCUCCCUYCUUGCCAUUCCAGCACUGUCCACCAUUGCAGCAGAGGUCGUCUCUGCAAAGAAAGCACUUGCUUUUUU